Onychostruthus taczanowskii (white-rumped snowfinch) is the source of this 4253-nucleotide messenger RNA. It is a transcript of the gene CALD1, whose product is annotated as caldesmon 1. Gene Ontology annotation, molecular function: calmodulin binding; myosin binding; actin binding. Gene Ontology annotation, biological process: muscle contraction; actin filament bundle assembly; angiogenesis. Gene Ontology annotation, cellular component: actin cytoskeleton. The transcript has 17 exons. NCBI's taxonomy places the organism in Eukaryota, Metazoa, Chordata, Aves, Passeriformes, Passeridae. Bases 390 to 2606 code for a protein of 738 amino acids. The record is from RefSeq and is a predicted model, not a curated record.
CACUUAGCAUUGACUUUUGGGAGGGGCCAAGGAAAAGCUGCACUUUUAUUGAAUAGGGCUGUGUGUGUGUGUGUGUGCGAGGCUGCUGGUGCGCCUCUCUCGCUGCGCUCCUGCCCGAGCAGCCAGUUAUUCAUUUCCUUCCUACUAGCUGGAAACUUUGCAGCCAGAGUGCCUGUGAUAACCAUUGGCUUACUCAAAGAAUCCCUUGGGAGCUGAAGAGGCAGAAUCUUCCAGGCUCAGGGGCAUCAUAUCUGCGUUCACCUCGUUUUUCUGGAGUCAUCAUUUUGAUUCAUCAAGCAGCUGGUUUGUUACUGAAAAGCUCAGAAUAUUUCCUCUGAUUGCCUUCCUAUUUGGAUCUUCCCAGAACUUGGAACACUUAAGCGCCCACCAUGGAUGACUUUGAACGCCGCAGAGAGCUCAGGAGGCAAAAGCGUGAGGAAAUGCGCCUGGAAGCAGAGAGGCUGUCCUACCAGAGGAACGAUGAUGAUGACGAAGAAGCCGCCAGGGAACGGCGCCGGCGGGCUCGGCAGGAGAGGCUGCGGCAGAAGGAGGAAGGAGAUCUCUCAGGAGAAGGAACAGAGAAAUCCGAGGUCAAUGCCCAGAACAGUGUGGCAGGAGAGGAAAGCAAGCGCUCCACAGAUGAUGAAGCUGCACUGUUGGAGAGGCUGGCAAGGCGGGAGGAGAGACGCCAGAAACGUCUGCAGGAAGCCCUGGAACGCCAAAAGGAACUUGACCCCACGAUCACAGAUGGGAGCUUGUCAGUGCCCAGCAGGAGAGAAGUAAACAAUGUGGAAGAAAAUGAGACCACGGGCAAAGAGGAAAAGGCUGAGACGCGCCGAGGACGCUAUGAGACUGAGGAGACAGAAACAGUUACCAAAUCCUACCAAAGGAACAACUGGAGGCAAGAUGGGGAAGAAGAGGGGAAAAAAGAAGAAAAAGACAAGGAGGAGGCCCAGGAGGAGAAACCAAAGGAGCUCCCCAUAGAGGAAAAUCAGGUAGAUGUGACAGCAGAAAAAUCCACUGAUAAAGAAGAGGCAGUAACUGUAAAUGCAGAGGAACACAAAGCAGAGAAUGAUGCAAAUGCUGUGCCAGAAGGGACACAAAGUGUAACUGAUGCUGUAGAUAAAGAGAAGCUUAGGGAUGAGGAAAAGGCUGAGGAAGAAAGGAAGGAAGCAGAAGAAAGGGAGAGGUUAAAAGCAGAGGAAGAAAAGAGGGCAGCUGAGGAGAGGGCUAAGGCAGAAGAGGAGAGGAGGGCAGCUGAGGAAAGAGAGAGGGCUAAAGCAGAAGAGGAGAGGAGGGCAGCUGAGGAAAAACAGAAAGCAGAGGAGGAAAAGAGGGCAGCUGAGGAGAGGGCGAAGGCAGAAGAGGAAAAGAGGGCAGCUGAGGAAAAGGCUAAGCUAGAAGCAGAGAAAUUAAAGGAAAAACAAAAGAUGGAAGAACAGAAAAUAGAAGAUAUACAGGUAAAAGAGAAGAAAGUAGAAGACGAAAAACCUCAAGCAGCUGUCAUAAAAAAACAGGAGGAAGAAAAGGAGGAAGCUAAAAAGGAAAAGCUGCCAGAAGAGAAGCUCCAAGCUACCUCCAUACAAGAUCAGGUAAAAGAUGACAAAGAAGAAAUGAAAGGUGCCUGGGAUCGUAAGAAGGGCGUUCCCGAACAAAAGGCGCAGAACGGAGAACGUGAGCCCCCUGCCUCCAAACUUAAACCCACUGAGAAUGCUUUUGGGCGCUCGGGUGUCAAGGCGGCCGCGGAGGAGGCGAAGCCGGCGGCCGAGGCGCUGAAGAGGUUGGAGGAUCAGCGGCGCCGCCGGGGCGAGAACGAGAGCGAGGAGCUGGAGAAGCUGAAGGAGAAGCAGCAGGAGGCGGCGGCGGAGCUGGACGAGCUGAAGAAAAGGCGGGAGGAGCGCCGGAAAAUCCUGGAGGAAGAGGAGCAGAAGAAGAAGCAGGAGGAGGCUGAGAGAAAAAUCAGAGAGGAGGAGGAAAAGAGGAGGAUGAAGGAAGAAAUCGAAAGAAGAAGGGCUGAAGCUGCUGAGAAACGCCAAAAGAUGCCAGAAGAUGGUGUGUCUGAAGACAAGAAGCCAUUUAAAUGUUUCAGUCCUAAAGGUUCAUCUCUCAAGAUAGAGGAGCGGACAGAAUUUUUGAACAAAUCUGCUCAAAAGAGUGGAAUGAAGCCCACCCAGACAACAGCAGUUGUCUCAAAGAUUGACAGUAAACUUGAGCAAUACACUAGUGCAAUUGGGGGCACGAAGGCUUCAAGACCUAAAGCUUCCGACCUUCACGUUCCAGCCGAGGGCGUCCGCAAUAUCAAGAGCAUGUGGGAGAAAGGGAAUGUUUUCUCAUCACCUUCUGGGACAGGAACACCAAAUAAGGAAACUGCUGGACUGAAGGUUGGUGUCUCCAGUCGUAUCAACGAGUGGUUGACCAAGACCCCCGAGGGCAACAAAUCCCCUGCUCCAAAACCUUCUGAUUUAAGACCAGGAGAUGUAUCUGGCAAACGUAAUCUCUGGGAGAAGCAGUCAGUGGAGAAGCCAGCUGCUGCUUCUAAGGUAUCAGCUACAGGAAAAAAAUCAGAGACUAAUGCAGGUUUGAGACAAUUUGAGAAAGAACCGUAGAAGGCCACUAAAGACGCUGGACCAAUCAGUUUGGGGGAAAAAAAAAUAAGGAAAAAGUGCUAAAUUGUUCUUUUUAUAUUUAUGUUUAUUUACCAAAAUGUCUUUUUUUUUUUGCAUUAUCCCAGUUAAAACCAUGUAUAUUAGCACUGUAUUUAAUAAUCAGUCUAGACAUUCAUCAGAAUAGUACUGCCUUUGCACAAGAGCCUUUAUUCCGAAAGAAACCCAUGCUGUGAAAUAUAUAGACUCUCCUACUGAAAGUCAUAAAUAUGUAUCUGAACAGUGAUUUCAGCUGGCAUUAGAGGUCAACCCAAAACACAUGUAAAGUGAAGUUGCUUGGGAAAGGUGUGCAGUAAACCUAUAAAACCAAUGGUUACUUUUGUAAUACAGAAGUCUUUUUCUUUCUGCACUUUAGACUAAGGCAUGGAAGAAAUAUCUUUAGUUGACAAUGUAAUAUUUUCUGUAAGUUGCCCAUGUCAUGAGAAAUACUGCAUCAAUAACGUGUUUUAAUUUUUUUUUUGUUUUAUACUUUUUUUUAGGUAUCAAUUUUUCCAUUCUAGUUUAAGUUAAUACCUAAAUUUGGAUGAUUAUGUUAGCUGACAGCGGUACUGAUAUUUCUUUUUGUUGUUAGUGACUAGUAAUUGAAUGCAAUCUAUAUAUAUACACACAUAGCUUUACAAAGGUUAGCCUAAAGGCACUACUAAUGGUAGAAUGCUUUAAUAUGUGCUAGAGUAUUAUAUUUAGCAAUAAACAUACAUAAUUAGCCAAUAUCACAGCUUAAAAAAAUAAAGACAAAAUCACACACUUUUCUAUAGUAAGAUUUCAUAAUUGUCAUUAAAGGUAUGGUGAGAUAAGUAUAAAAAAAAUUUAAAUGUCAGUUGCCCAGUAAUGGGUAAUUAAAAAGAAAGUAUAGUUUUUAAAAGAGGAAAAGGUAAGGGUAUAGAGGGUCAAAAAUAGGUCACUUGUAUAAAACAUUGUAGUUUAAUUUAUAUAAAACUACCAUAAUUAAAAAGAAAAAAAUGUAAACAGAGUUGGAGCUUGUUUCAAAUGACUGCACACUAAAUCUUGCCAUCCAUCAGUGCCCUACACCAGGUCCACCAAAAAUGAAGUAAACAUCUGUCUUUGCGAUGCUUCUUUUUACCUCUCUCCCCUGAAUAUCUUAUUUACAGACGUUUUCAUUUGUAUAUAGUAAACACAUGGCUUUGGGACGUCAGCUUGGUUUGGAUUUACGUGCCCUGCAGUUUGGCAUUUACAUCCUACAGUGUAUGGGUGGCAUAAACUGAGCAACUCAAGCAGCCCCGAGCACGUUGUUAACAGCUUUGUUGAGCACCAGAACGCCCAGGACCUCCCUUAUUACCACUUCCAUGUCUUACAGCAUCUGGCUUCUUCCUAAAGGUUCUAUUCCAGCCCAAAGCUGGGCUCCCCUGCUUGGCUGAGACAUCUUGUUUACAUGCAGAGAUGCUCAAAGUUGUCUGCAGGGGCUGAAGCUGUGCCUGACAUUGUCUGUGGGUUGUCGUGGUUUUUGUUUGGGGGUUUUGUAAGCGCUCCUCUGAGUCUUUCAAGUACAUCUGAUAGCUGCAAUAAAAACAGUUUGUUCAAACAAUGUAUUCUGGAACUGCAUCUGCAAUAAAUGGAAUAUUUCCAGCAGCA